Molecule: messenger RNA, 318 nt
Organism: Enterobius vermicularis (human pinworm)
Lineage: Eukaryota; Metazoa; Nematoda; Chromadorea; Rhabditida; Oxyuridae
Source: the annotation of a GenBank genome assembly
AUGUUGCCCAGCGACGCAACCUCUAUCCAUUCGAUUACAGAAUGGCCUUCGCUUUCUCAGUCCUCCUCUAUCCGCACCGCCGACAGUUUCCCUUACGGGGCCCCUGCCCGAAUGGGCAACGAUACGGACUUACCAUGUUCCGUUCGAAGAACGCGAUGGGUUAGCCCUUGCUACGUUGUCCCGACCGCUUCAGACCCAACAGUUACCCGUCGAGCAUGGAUCAGUAGGCUACCGCUGACGGAACAGCGGGCUUUGUCCCCGCGAUGUUUUGCGGGUGAAGCAAUUCUUCGAGCGACUUCAUGUCGCACUUAUACCUAU